Molecule: messenger RNA, 1758 nt
Organism: Hydractinia symbiolongicarpus
Lineage: Eukaryota; Metazoa; Cnidaria; Hydrozoa; Anthoathecata; Hydractiniidae
Exons: 4
Coding region: 1-1758 (585 amino acids)
Source: RefSeq, a predicted model, not a curated record
AUGGAGCUAAAUGAACAUUUAGUAGAUACUAUAGCACCUACUAAGGAGGCCAGAAUUAAAUGCAACUCCCAGGAAUGGUUUGAUGGUGAGAUUGCAGACAAGAUUGCUACUAGAGAUAAACUUUUUAAAAAGUUUAAGAAGUCAAAAUUACAAAUUGAUUCUGACCUCUGGAAUGAAGCGAAAAAAAACACAGGCAAGCCUAAGGAACUAUGGAAGACUCUAAAGUCUAUGGGACUUGACAACUCAAAGAAGUCAGAUCCGAACUACUGUCUAAAGGAUGAGGAUGCCUUACAUUUUGAUACAAAAUCAAAACUAGAGAUAUUUAAGAACUUUUUCUCUGGUCUAGCAGAUGGGCUGCUUCAAAAUCUUCCUAAGCCCUCAAAUAGAUUUGGGAUAAAUGCUGUCAUCUCAUAUUACAAAUCGCUAAACAUUGGAAACAAGAUAUUCAAUUUUCAGCAAGUCUUAGAAGAAGAUGUGCUGAAUUUGCUGAAUGAUACUAGUACAACAAAAGCACCAGGACUUGAUACUAUAUCUGGAAUUUUCUUGAAGGAUGGUGCUGAUGUUCUCUGCAGACCAAUAACUCAAUUAUGUAAUCUUUCUAUCUCACUGUCAUCUUUUCCUAGUGAAUUGGUCCAUAACCAAACACAAGCUUUCUUAGACGAAAACAAUAUAUUAUUUAAAUUUCAGUCUGGCUUUAGAAGCUGUCAUUCAACAGAUUUUUGUCUAUUAUAUAUACAUGACAAAAUUUCAAAAGGUUUUGAUGCAGGCUUGCUGUCUGGUAUGAUCCUCAUUGACCUACAAAAAGCUUUCGAUACCAUCAACCACUCCAUACUUUUGGAAAAAUUAGGAACUCUUGGAUUUUCAAAUGAAGUAAUUCUUUGGUUCAGGUCUUACCUUGCAAACAGAACAUUUUGUGUGUCAAUAGAUAACUUAUCAUCUAAUCCAGGUAAACUGGAAUGUGGUGUUCCCCAAGGUUCUAUCUUGGGUCCACUUCUGUUCUUACUUUAUGUAAACGAUAUGCCACAAGCUUUAGUACAAUGUGAUCUUUUUCUCUACGCAGAUGAUUCAUGUCUCUUAUUUCAACACAAAGACAUAACUGAGAUGGAAAAUGCUCUUAAUACAGACUUCAGUAAUUUAUGUGAUUGGUUUGUGGACAACAAACUCAGCAUACACUUUGGUGAAGAUAAAACUAAGUCUAUUCUUUUUGCCUCCAGGGGAAAAAUUAAGAAAGCAGAAAAACUUAAUAUUUCCUACAAUGGAGUAGAAAUCAAGCAGCAUACGAAAGUUAAAUAUCUUGGUUGCAUCUUUGACCAAUCACUGUCUGUUUUAAAAAAGAAGCUCCAGGUUGCUCAAAACAAAUGUGUUCGCUUCUGUUUACAAAAAAGUAGCAGAUCACAUGUAGGUGCUACGGAUUUUAAGGAAAUAAAUUGGCUAUCAGUUGGCGAAAGGUUUAAAGUAUGCGUAAACAAUCAUGCAUAUAAAUUUUUUCAGAAAAAAUGUCCUCUGUACAUGUCUGAUGUAUUUAUUCCAUCAAGUCAUAGAAGAGCUUCGACUCGUUCAUCAUUCCAGAGGCUUGAACAAUCUUGUGUAAAAACACCCCAAGGUCAACAGUGUCUUUCCUACCUUGGACCCUCCUUAUGGAAUACUCUUCCUGAGGGUCUUAAAAGAUCUAGUACUACAAACAGUUUUAAACACAACCUAAAAAAGCACUAUUUUGAUGUUAUAACGAGAAGGGACUCAGAUGAUUUUGUGAAUUAA